GUCUCGGAUUAGGGGAUGGUAUGGGAAAGAAGAAGAAACCUGUUUUGACAGUACAGUAGCAUUCUUUUUCCUUGUAGCUCUGGGAAAAGCGGAGGAGCGCAAUUUGACAAACUCGGGAAUUCUGGGCUUCAUUGACCAUCUAAGCACACAAAUCGGAAACGCUUGUUAUUGGGCCUCCAACGCUACCUGUGAUGCCACAAGCCAACCACCUCAAAAACAGGCCCCAAUACUAGAGUGUCGCUGCGUCGCCAAUCCGUUAUUUCUUAUUGGUCCACUCGAGCAGUGACGUGGCACUGAUUAGGUUUAUCAAACCCAGCCGAGAUUUGAUGGCCAUCCGUCGGCCCAUACGUCAAUGUAGUAUUGUUUAGGGAGAAAAAAAUUUAAAUUUUAGGGUGACGAAUAGCAAUUCAUAAAAUUUAUGGGUAAUUUCAAGUUUGGUCAUUGAGUUUACUAAAAUGUGUCAUGUUUAGUCACUGAAAAAAAUUAAUAUCAAUAAUAGUCACUAAAUUUUGUAAAACAUGUUAUGUUUGGUUACUCUCCGUUAGUCUCCGUAUAACUCCGUUAAUGGAAUCCAUUAAGUGCUGAUGUGACAAACAAAAUCGCCUAGUCAGCCAAAUUUAAUCCAACAAAAGUAAAACUUCAACCACCACAUCAUUAAAACCAACUCACCUGACUUUUCUUCCUCCCACCUCCUCCCGCAAACCUCGCCCUCCUCUCCUCCUCUCGCAAAUCUCUCCCUCCUCUGUAAUUCCCUUCCGGCGUUGCUAAUUCGGAUCGGGCAGUGGUCACAUUCAAUUGUUUCAUCAUGGAACACGACAUCUAGGUCAAAUUCUGCUCUCCAAGAGGGGGAGCAUAUGGCCCUCUGUCUGAUCUUUCUCGAAUCAAGUUAUGGUCUUGCUGCUUGUUGGUUCACGUGAAUGAUUUUCCUUUUAAUCCUGUUGGGGAUGUGGCUCGGGCCCAGUCACGCGAGCAAGACAGCCGAAUGGAGGCAAGAGGAUGACCACAAAUGUCAGAGGUAUCGAGUGGCGUCGUUUUACCUCACAGCUCGAUCCCGCCCAGGCCGACGUCGUUUUGCAUUGCCCAAAACCACCGCCAUUUUAAGCCUCACUCAAGCCGGCGUCGUCUUGCCCUGCCUAAGACAGGGGAGGGAGAUCGUAAGCAUGGCGCCGCAGUUUACGAAGGAAAGGUCAUGUCGUGUGUCAGGUCCUAGGAAUGAUUAUGGCCUAAAAGCAUGGCCUAAGUUUCCUGACACACGUUGUAGUCUUAUCGCAUUAAAUACCCACUACUGUAAUGUACUAUAAAAUGGGCAUUUACUAUGGUAGGUAAGGGAUCGGUUUUUGGAUUCUCUCACUAAUAAACACAGAUUUCUCUCUCUAGCCAAUUUCCUCUGUAAUCUCUUCCUCUCCGUCGAGAGUUCUCAUCAGAAACGAGUCGUCAUUACGCCUCGCUUGCCCUACUCCCCCCUUUCCUCACGAGUCUCACUCCUACACUCAGUAAGGCUCAAACAAUUGGCGCCCACCGUGGGGCCAGUAGGGAAGCGAUGGAAAACCAAUUGACGACGGAACGCAAUAUCGACUCACCCAGCGAAGCGACACCCAUCAAAGCUAUGACGAACCAAAGGACACACUCGGAGGCCAGCAACUUCAACGCAGUACUCAUUGAAGAAGAAGAGCCUGAGCUGACGCCCAAGGAGAUGAGGCAGCAGAUGGCUAAGCAAAACGAAGUCAUUGCCGACAUGCAAAAAAAAAAUGAACCAGGUUAUAGCGCUCAUGAUGAGCAAAGAGUCCGCGCAACCCAGUCACGCGGCGCUGCCAUCGCCAGACGCGACCGCGGAAAACGUCCCGCUGCGACAACAGAUCCCGGUCGUUAUGUCCGCGGACGAGGCACCCCAGGUGGAGCCGCGCCCUAGGGCGGACCUCAGUUUCUUGGAGCAGCAUCUUUCUCCACAAUACCGCCCUCACCCUCCUAAGAGAAUCCUCCACCAACCGCUAAGCGCGGACAUAAUGGCGGAGCAUUUAAGCGGUAUGUCGCCCGCCCUCCCCACGUAUAACGGGACGACGGACCCAGAAGACCACGUCAGCACGUUUUGCCUCAGAAUGCAGCUCCAAACCAAUUCCAACGCGGCACUUUGCCGGACCUUCCCAUCAACUUUCUCCGGCAUAUGCCUCGACUGGUACAACAGACUCCCGAACGGAAUCAUCCGCUCCUUUGAAGAGUUCAUACUCCUCUUUUCUACCAAAUUCGCGUCACAAAAAAGGAGGCCCCUACACCUCAAGGCCUUGAUCGACAUCAGGCAGAAGGAUGGGGAAAGCCUACGCGCGUUCUACGCCAGAUGGUCAAGAGUAGCCAUGGCGGUGCGCGACCUAACUCCCGAGACCGCCGCCCAUCACCUCAUGGACGCUACGACCAGCAUGGAGCUCAAGCGCGCCAUAGCGAAAAGGCCAGUGACGCUGUCAACGGAGCUCGAGGCCGAAAUCGAGAAGGCUAUCACGCUAUAAGAAACUCUGGGCGCGGGCUCUAUCAAGCGUUUUGAACCUUCCAAGCCGCCCAGCGAAGACCAAACGCGGAAGCAACUUCCAGUGCCCCGAGAACAGUUAUUACAGUCCCACAGCGGGUCCAGAAGGCAACUCGUCCCGCCAGAACAACUACCGCGAAGACGCUCCCCCGACAGGCGUCAGCAGAACACGAUGCCCGCUUACACGCCGCUCAAUGAUUCUAUAAAAAACGUGUUCCAUG
Molecule: messenger RNA, 2736 nt
Organism: Linum trigynum
Lineage: Eukaryota; Viridiplantae; Streptophyta; Magnoliopsida; Malpighiales; Linaceae
Source: the annotation of a GenBank genome assembly